This is a messenger RNA of Schizosaccharomyces cryophilus OY26, 2938 nucleotides long. RefSeq names its product sulfate transporter. The transcript has a single exon. The record is from RefSeq and is a predicted model, not a curated record. The coding region runs from base 577 to 2565 and encodes 662 amino acids. NCBI's taxonomy places the organism in Eukaryota, Fungi, Ascomycota, Schizosaccharomycetes, Schizosaccharomycetales, Schizosaccharomycetaceae. Gene Ontology annotation, molecular function: sulfate transmembrane transporter activity. Gene Ontology annotation, biological process: transmembrane transport. Gene Ontology annotation, cellular component: membrane.
AUAGAUGAAAAUCACUGAAACUUCGUUGCUUUCACUUGAUCUGGAUCCUUUGUUGAUAAAGAGUUGUACAGGACGCCUGAGAUACUCAAUCCUCAGAAACAGAAGAGAUCCACUAGCCUUGAUUCAAGCAAAACAUGUACAUUGGAGAUUAUGCUCAAAGAAUCCUUGACUGGAGAAUCACUAUGUCUUCUUUUUGUUUCUUUUCAAGAUAUCAUAUUACAGUUAAGAAUAUCACCUUAAGGUGAGCGAUGAUUAACUCUCGCUUUACUUUAUGAUAUGGUAUUGGACAUCUGAUCAACCAAAAUUGUUAAGAAACGAGUAUAUCCUCACUAGAGCCCAUCACGUUGUGAAGCACAAAUAUUAGUAUUUGCAUUGCUUUCAAUUUAUCUAAGUAGAUUGGUUUCUAAAGAAAAGUUGCUCAUCCUAUAUCUUGAACCUCAUAUUGCUUCAAACUGUCUUGCUGCUCUAGUCCUAUCUAAGCUAUUUCAGCAGCUUAUGCCAACUGUUAUUUUCUUUCAUUGACAUCUAACAGAUUUAAUAUUCAAGUUGCCCUGCGGAUCUUGGCAGUGCUCCGCUAUGGCAAACGGUCAGCGACCAAGCAGUUUACGAUCACCUUUGUUAGAACAAAAUGAACUUCUGAGAACGAAUCCUUCAUAUCAAUCUUUGGCUAGAAGAUCUUCAACUUGGAAGCGAGCCAAUGUCCUUACACAAAAGCCUUCUGCCUUCCGAAGGCUUCAGUACUAUGUUCCCGUUUUGCAUUGGCUUCCAAAUUACGCAUUUACGAAUUUUAUUUGGGAUAUUUUGGCCGGAUGUUCUACUGCAUGUCUUUCCAUUCCCAUUGCUCUCACAUACUCUCAAACAUUCUUAGGGAUUCCCCCAGUUUACUCGUUGAUGGGUGCUUCCAUAAGUCCUAUACUUUAUAGCUUAUUUACGGCUAGUCCCUUGCUUAGUGUGGGUCCAGAAGCGGGCAUAUGUUUGCUAAUCGCGGGUAAUAUCCAUCAACGUAUAGUUCAAGAAAGCGAAAGUCCUGAAAAAAUGGCUAUUCUCAUUACCGGAAUGAUCACCUUUUUAACAGGGCUUUUUACUUUAGCAGCAGGAACUUUUCGGCUUGGUUUUCUUGACGCCCUUGUGUCUCCUGUCUUGCUUCGUGGGUGCAUAUUAUCUAUUUCUCUUAUUAUAAUGAUCAACCAAGCCAGUGUCAUUCUUGGAUUAACUCACAUUCAACCUGUCAAGUCAGAUCUUCCUAUUGAAAAAGUAAUAUUCAUAUUGCGCAACAUCUCAGAAUCUCACAGAUUUACCUGUGUGAUUUCAAUUAUUGGGAUUACUUUAUUUACUGCUUUUCGUCUAGGAAAGACAAAACUUUCUACGCGCUUUCCCAGAGUCGUCUCCAUUCCGGAUACGGUUUUAAUAUUGCUGGGAGCAGCAUUGCUUAGUAAACAGUUUCAUUGGCAUUCCGUUCAUGGAGUACCAAUUCUAGGUAAAGUUGAAACAAAGGUUAUCUAUCCUAAAAUUCCUUUUCCUGAAGUACACAGGCUGAAGUUUAUUAGCGAAUCUUUACAAACUGGUUUGACAUGUGCAUUCCUGUCAUUUAUUGAAACAGUUAUCGCUAUCAAGGCUCUUUCAACUCAAAGAAGCCAGAUAAUUAGGUCAAAUCGCGAAUUAUUGUCAUUAGGUAUAGCAAACAUUGGAGGAAGCCUGUUUUCAGGUUUACCUAUAUGCGGUGGUUAUUUGCGUUCGAAGUGCAACAUUCUUUCCGGUGCUCGUACUCAGGUUUCUGCUAUAGCAUGCGGUAUAAUUGUACUUUUAGCAACGCUAUAUAUUUUGCCGGUUUUUUCCCAUGUACCAAGUUGUUUGUUAGCGGCAAUGGUGGUUUCUUUAGCUCUUUCUCUAUUAACAGACGUGAUUUAUGAAAUUGCAUCGUUGGUAAAGCUACAUGCAUUUUAUGAAAUCCUCAUUAUACUUUCAAUAGCUACCAUAACAUUAAUGCUUGGCUUGGAAACUGGAAUUAUCUUUGGACUUGGUCUUACCGUUUUGCAAAUAAUACGGCAUGCGGCACGUUCUCGCAUCAUGUUUCGGACUACAGUUGAUGAAGAUGAAGAUGCCAUUUUGUUAGAAGAUCAUGCCUCUUGUCGUUCUCAAAGAAUUAAUACAUUCGCUGUUGAUGCCGAUGAUCGCCUUCGUGUUCUUGUGGUCAGAAUCCCUGAACCCCUUUUUUUUGCUAAUGUUAGUCAAUUAGAAGACCGAUUGAGUCGAUUGGAAAAAUAUGGACAUCCACGCAUGCAUCCUGGUGAAACUCCUUAUCACUGUAUUGAAGACCUCGAGGUCAUUGUUUUCGAUAUGGUUGGCGUUUCUUCUAUGGACUCGAGUGCUUUAUUUACCUUUCGUCGAAUCUUGAUUAGAUACAAAAAUUAUAGUACCAAGGUGUACCUUGUUUCUGUUGAUCCUUCAAUUCUGCGGAUUUUUGAAAAGCACGGUCUUAUUGAUAUCAUCGGCGGAUUCAAUCAUGUCUUUGAAAGCAUGAAGAAAUUGGAUGCUGCACCUGAUUUAGAGACGGGAUUUUCUUAAAAAAAUUCUCUUUUAUUUAUUACUCUUUGUCAUUAUACCUUCUAGUUGUCCUUGAUUCGUUUUAAGCCUUACAUAACUCUUUCCUUUUCCACUUCAGUAGGCUUGCAUCGUGCUCGAGCCUUACAAACGUUUCGUUAAAGGUUUCCGCCCCAACUCUUAUUAUUCCUAUUUUCCUGAUUAAUAUUUUUGGCUUGUUUUAUUUAUUGAAAAGCAUCUAACGUUUUCUUGUAAUACUUAAUGAUUUUUAUACGUCUAAUAAAGAUCAAUUUAUGAAGUCGCUGAAUUCAGUAUAUUCCCUUGAAAAAAAAAAUUAAGUAAUGCAAAGCACUAGUUAAACUAUUGGUAUAACUCACACAAUUCUUUUUUUUGUUUA